Messenger RNA from Cryptosporidium ubiquitum, 966 nucleotides. RefSeq lists its product as uncharacterized. Lineage: Eukaryota; Apicomplexa; Conoidasida; Eucoccidiorida; Cryptosporidiidae. The coding region runs from base 1 to 966 and encodes 321 amino acids. The record is from RefSeq and is a predicted model, not a curated record. The transcript has a single exon.
AUGGAGGAUAUUGACUUUCAUUCAGAUGGUAACUUGAAGAAUAGGCACUUUAAGUCGUCAAUUCGUGUAACAAGAAAAAGAGCAGAUAUUCAAACAUCAAUAAGAGAACUUGAACAAGAGAUUAAAGAACCUGCUGGCAUGGUUUGGGCAUGCUGUUUUGCGAAUGAAAUGGAUUUUCCAAUGAUUCUUGAGGCUUGGAAACAGGGUGACUUAUCAACUAAGCAAAUACAUAUAGAGAUGAAAUUUAAUGAAGUAGUGUGUUUAAGAUGGUUGCAAAACAGAAUUUGUUAUGUUUUUAAAUUUGGAUGUGUAGUUGGAUGGGAUUUAACAAGAGCUGAAAGAUUAGCAAUAGUAAAUAUAUUGAAAACAUUCAUUAAACAACCAUUACAUAUAAGAACAGAUGAGCCUCAAGAUGAUGAUAUGACUUAUGUUUGGGGAGAAAGGCCAUCUAUAAAGCAGGAUAACAUUCAUUUAGUAUCAGAUUCUCUACUAGAAAGAUUAAGUUAUAGUUAUGCACUAAGUCAAAGUGUAAAACUUUCAGUAUUUGAAAGUGUUGUUGAUCAAAAUAUUGAUAGUACAAGAUCACUUCCAGAAAGUUUGGCUAAGAGUGGAACAAUCAAGGAUAAUAGAGAGGAUAUUAGUAAAAGAAUCGGUGAACUUUUUAUUAAUCGCUUUUAUAUUAAUUUACAAACCGAUAUUUUGGAUACUCCUGAUAUUUUUUGGGAUCUGCAAGAUUAUGAACCACAUUAUAUUACAUGUAGGAAUUAUCUAGAUAUACCUAAAAGAGUUGAGAUUCUUAAUCAAAGAUUGGAUAUUAUUAAAGAUUUAUAUGAUAUGUUAAAUAAUGAGUUAUCUCUUCAACACGGCUAUAAACUUGAAUGGAUUGUUAUUUAUCUAAUCUGUGCUGAAAUUGUUAUUGAGGUUGUUUGGAACAUAUUAAUUAAAGACAUUUUCAACCUUGUAUAA